This is a messenger RNA of Kwoniella botswanensis, 1281 nucleotides long. RefSeq lists its product as uncharacterized. The record is from RefSeq and is a predicted model, not a curated record. Gene Ontology annotation, molecular function: sphingosine N-acyltransferase activity. The transcript is spliced from 14 exons. Gene Ontology annotation, cellular component: membrane. The coding region runs from base 1 to 1281 and encodes 426 amino acids. Lineage: Eukaryota; Fungi; Basidiomycota; Tremellomycetes; Tremellales; Cryptococcaceae. Gene Ontology annotation, biological process: ceramide biosynthetic process.
AUGUCGAGCGUAACUGCUAAUCCGCGCAAAGCAAACAGAAGGAGAAGUUCAAGUGUCACCAACGCUCUGAAGCAAAUCCCUCUCAAUCAACAACAAGAACAAUCAUAUGGUAGCGAAAACACCAUUCAGGAAUCUGAAGUAAAACCACUCUCUGGUAAACCCCGACCUAAAAGUAGGAAAAGAAGAGAUGCCAAUGAUCUACCUGAUAAUUACCAUUCCAGAGGGUUUUGGGAUGAUCUCAAGACUGGAAGGUGGAUGUUAGUUCCUUCGUCCGCAUUAAUCCUGGCCUUGAUCCCUAUCAUCUUAUAUAUCAACCACAACAUACUCGUUCAAUAUGGUCUACUCAAACCCAACACUUCUAACCCAUUCAGACAUCUUUUGUUCAUCUCUGGUGAACAACCUGAUGGGAGAUAUACGAAAUGUAUUUAUGAUUUUGCUUUUUUGGGUUAUUAUGUUGUUUUCUGGUCAUUCGUCCGACAAUUCGUUACUAUCCAUAUUCUCAGACCUAUGGCCAUUGCUUUGGGUAUAAAGGGAGGAAAGAUCAUGCGAUUCCUUGAGCAGGGUUACGCCGUAUUCUACUUCUCCAUCCUUGGUACACUCGGUAUAUUCGUAAUGAGAGGUCUACCUACUUGGUGGUAUAAAACCGAAUACUUCUGGAUUGAUUACCCCCAUAAACAAAUGACAUGGGAACUGAAAACUUAUUAUCUCGUGCAAGCUGCUUAUUGGAUACAACAGACUAUCUUGUUGGCUGCGAAGAUCGAGAAACCCAGAAAGGAUUUCAAGGAAUUGGUCGCUCAUCAUAUCGUCACUCUUUGGUUAAUCGGAUGGAGUUACAAUCUCUACCUCACCUACAUCGGUGUAUCGAUUUUCGUCACUAUGGACGUAUCCGACAUCUUUCUUGCUCUCGCUAAAUGUGUCAACUACGUAUCCGAAGCUGCUUCUCCCCCUUUCUUCGCUUUCUUCGUAGGUGUAUGGAGUUACUUCCGACAUUACCUCAAUAUCUGGAUCCUUUGGUCCGUAUAUACCGAGUUCAAUCUCAUCGAUGAGAAAGAACGUACCCGAUUUGCACCAUUGGAAGAUAAAUGGUUGGAUUGGUGGAUGAAAUGGCAAAUAUUCGUACCCAUCUUUUUACUCCAGUUGAUCAACUUGUUCUGGUACUUCCUCAUCUGGAGGAUCCUCAUCAAAGCCGUCUUCUACAAUGACUUGAGAGAUGAACGUUCAGAUGAUGAAGAUGAACCUGAGGGUGAACAGACUACGACUGAGAAGUUGAAGGAGCAGUAA